CAUACAGUAUUGUUUGGCUCACUCGAUUGUGCGAAUCGCUAAACUUUGCAGUCCGUAGAAAAUAUGUAUCUAAAAACGCAUAUACUAUUGCACUUCAUAUUAAUAUGCGGAAUAAAAACUUGUUUGGGUGAAAAUAAUGAACUGGAAGAUAUUUGCGACUGCAACUGUGAUCUCGAAAUAGACGUUGUUAAACACUUCAGCGCCCAAUUGGAGUCACUGCAGCAACUUGUGAAGCAAAUUCCAGCACAAAUUUUGAAACUGCAAACUGAGCAAAAAAAGUCCAAGCCGACCCACCAAUUGCAUGGAGGCAGCCGCUGGUACGCGUAAAAGUGGCAUAUAUACCAUUAAAUCUCAGCUAUUUGGUGAUGAACAAUUCAAGGUGUGGUGUGAUGAGGAUACGGAUUUUGGCGGUUGGAUUGUCAUUCAGCGACGCCUAAGUGCGGAAGUGGACUUCUAUCGAAAUUGGGAACAAUAUAAGAACGGAUUUGGUGAAUUGUCGCGAAAUUAUUGGAUAGGUUUGAAUAAAUUACACGCUCUAACCGCGAGUUGUGAACAAGAGUUGUACAUAAAAAUGGAAACGUCCAAUGGCACAAAGUACUAUGCAAAAUAUGAUUUAUUCGUCAUUGGUAGCGAAGAGGAAGAUUAUGUUUUGCGAACACUUGGUAAUUACACAGGAAAUGCUGGAUACGGUUUAAGGUAUCAUGAAGGCAGUAAGUUCACAACAUUCGAUCGAGAUAAUGAUGCAAACCCUGGUAUUAAUUGUGCCGAACGUUGGAGAGGAGCUUGGUGGUACAAACAGUGUUACCACAGCAAUUUGAAUGGAGACUAUUCUCAAAAACACAACGGCCAAAGCGUUACUUGGAUCGGCAUAAAAAGGAAUGAGUCCUUGAAGUUUGCGCAAAUGAUGAUACGGCCAACGGAAAAAUGUAUUAAGCGGUUGGCAAUGAAAAAUUUCUCACCUUUAGAAGAAAAGGCAUAAUCAUAGAAUUAAAACGACUUUUUGAAAAUUUCAAAUACACUUAUGCCCGGUUGUACCAAUCAAUUUAAAAUUUAUCAGCUUGUUAAAAAUUAAAAUGACAAAUUUUUCAUUUUAAAUUUUAACAGUCCGAUAAAUGUUAAAAUUGAAUGGUAAAACUAGAUAUCAAACUGUUAAAAUUUAAAAUAACACAAUUUUGUUAGGAAAUUUUGCUAUUUUAAAUUUUAACAGUCCGAUACAUUUUAAAAUUGAUUGGUUGUGGAAACAUACGUACAUGCAUAUGAGCCAUUUAUUUUGAAAGCUGCAAAAGUCAUUACGACAUUUUGUGCCUAAAUGGUUAAUUAAAUCUAACUGAACGCAUCCGUGAAUCGUUCUGCCAAAGGCGAAUUCAUAUAGGGUGGGUGGUGUUGUUUCAUUUUGUAUUUCGCUAUGCAGUGAGUGAAAACGUGAUAGUGUUUCCAUUUUCUCUUGCCCUUUGUUCAUGCGAGCAAGAAUAGCUGAAAUUUGAAAAAAGCCCGCUAAAGGCAAAAACAAAACACAAGUAAUUGUGUUUGUUAACCCGAUACUACCUUAUGUGAAUUCGUCUUGGUUCUGCCAUCAUAAACUAAUGACAGAACCUUUAACAUUCGGCUGAUAAAGUUGAACGAAUAGCAGACGCAUUCAGUUAUGGGCAAAUGAUGACUGAAGUCAUAUGGCAUGAAAUGGCUUAUGCGACUUUCAAAGCAAAACAGUUCAUAUGUAAACCACUUGGAACAUUUUGUAAUAAAAAUUAUUAACGACAA
Messenger RNA from Rhagoletis pomonella (apple maggot), 1758 nucleotides. Its product is annotated as fibrinogen-like protein A. The transcript is spliced from 3 exons. Lineage: Eukaryota; Metazoa; Arthropoda; Insecta; Diptera; Tephritidae. The record is from RefSeq and is a predicted model, not a curated record. The coding region runs from base 302 to 979 and encodes 225 amino acids.